Molecule: messenger RNA, 522 nt
Organism: Ostertagia ostertagi
Lineage: Eukaryota; Metazoa; Nematoda; Chromadorea; Rhabditida; Trichostrongylidae
Source: the annotation of a GenBank genome assembly
AUGAACAGAAGAGGAGAAUUAUGUCAUCCAGGCUUCGUACUGUUCCGUUGUCCGGGAGGUGGUCGAAGCUGCAUGCGCCUUCAUCGAAAUAAUUGGCGAUCCGGUUGGUGCACAAUCAAUCCUGGCGUCAUCUACGUUUGGCCACUGGACAAGCAGAUCAACACCGAGAAUCGCCUAACGACGCCACUCGAUCAAGAAGCCCGAGUUUCUGAUGGUUCACUGCAAGGCGAUCGUAUGGUUUGGGAACUGGAGUCCGGCAAACACACAAUCCAUUUCGCACAUUUUGACCCUCUCGUCUGUCGGGGAUUCAUUGCAGAUAUUCGACUUGCCAUCGAACGUCCAACACGAUCAGCCCUACAGGAAUUCGAUCAACGACGAUCCCUCCGAUAUGAUGGUCGUCGUGUAGACCGAGAAGUUCAUGAGCGAAUGCAGUUGGAGACCGAGAAGCGACGAUUGGAAUUCGAGUUGGAACAAGAGCGGUUGGCACUGAAGGACGAAGAAAUCGUACGAGGACUCGCCACG